AUGCAGCAGCUCAGCCUCAUGGACACGGGCCAACCGACUCGAGAUCCAGACACCUUCAUGCAGGUCGAGGACGGGCAUGACGUCUUGACCGGCAUCGCGUCCAAGGACAAGAACGUCACCCACUUUGGCCGCCCCGACUGGUCUGCUGAGCUGGCGCGCAUUGGCCGAGCCCACCGGGGCAGCGAAGUCGGCGUCUUCCUCUGCGGCCCGCAGCCACUCAAUCGAACGGUGGGCGCCGCCUGCCACGCCUUCAACCAGGCGCAGACGGACGGCACAGCGUUCUCGUACCACUCGGAGAAGUUCUAAUCCGGCUGUAACUUAUCUCUCAACACGUAACAAACUAGUAAUUAUUGUCCAUCCG
Molecule: messenger RNA, 361 nt
Organism: Saprolegnia parasitica CBS 223.65
Lineage: Eukaryota; Oomycota; Saprolegniomycetes; Saprolegniales; Saprolegniaceae
Exons: 3
Coding region: 1-306 (101 amino acids)
Molecular function (GO): oxidoreductase activity
Source: RefSeq, a predicted model, not a curated record